AUGGAUAUCGAAAAGGUGGCAGAGGAAACCCCCCACCUCAUUUUUACUGAAACCAUAAACCCUGCUUUCGGACUGCAAGCUUUUCAGGCGCGUCAAAUUGCCUUUAAUCUAGGUCUUUCUGGGGCUGCCUUCAAGCAGAUGGUUAAAUUCGUCUUCGCUCUUUACAAAGCCUAUACUUCCUCUGACUCAUCACUUUUUGAGAUCAAUCCUGUACUCAAGACAAGCGAUGAAAAAAUCAUAGCUGUAGAUUGUAAAAUUACUUUAGACGACAAUGCCCUUUUUCGCCACAAGGAUCUUGCAGAAAUGCGUGACGUUAGAGAAGAAAAUUCUACGGAAGUAGAAGCUAAAGCCGCUGAGUUAAACUAUGUUGAUCUAGAUGGAAAUGUAGGCUGUAUGGUUAAUGGAGCUGGCUUAGCUAUGGCAACCAUGGAUCUCAUCAAAUUAUCUGGAGGAGAGCCCGCAAACUUUCUCGAUGUGGGAGGAACAGCAGACGCUAAACGUGUAGAAGAAGCCUUUCGUAUUAUUUAA
Molecule: messenger RNA, 528 nt
Organism: Liolophura sinensis
Lineage: Eukaryota; Metazoa; Mollusca; Polyplacophora; Chitonida; Chitonidae
Product: succinate--CoA ligase [ADP-forming] subunit beta-like
Exons: 1
Coding region: 1-528 (175 amino acids)
Biological process (GO): tricarboxylic acid cycle; succinyl-CoA metabolic process
Cellular component (GO): succinate-CoA ligase complex; cytosol
Molecular function (GO): succinate-CoA ligase (ADP-forming) activity
Source: RefSeq, a predicted model, not a curated record